AUGCUUCUCAGCGCAUCCUUUGUCGCAUCUUCCCAGAUCGUCACUGCUCGCCUUCCACACACCAUCUCGUUCGUGGCUCGACAGGACCUCACGCACAGAGUCCUCCCUGCCCCCAGACCUCGACUCUCAGCUCACCAUCAGCAAGUCGUCGCAGCUCUUGCACCUUUCUCCAGCACAUGCUCUACUCCGAACGCUCGCCCAUGCGACGACGAUCACGACAUCGACAACAUGACCACCUCUUCCUACCCUCUGUCCCCAUCCAAGUCGGUCGACCCGGUCCACGACCCGGCCAAGACCCAAAAGCCCAUCAAUGUCCAGGCCAAUGGUAAUGCUCACGUCCUCGUCAACGGCACUGCUUCGCGCGAACAGAGCAAGACUGCACCACUCUUUUCCACCGACCCACUCAAGGGCAAGAUCAACAACGCUGAGAAGCAGCAGCGUCUCGCCCGUGAUUUCCGUUCCGACACCAUCACCGCUCCCACUGAGUCCAUGAUUCGUGCUAUGGCCGACGCUUCCCGCGGUGACGACGUCUACGGUGAAGAUGAGUCCACCAACUCCUUCCAAGCCGAGAUCGCCGCGCUCACGGGCAAAGAAUCGGCCAUCUUUGUUCCCUCCGGGACGCUUUCCAACCAGCUCGCCUUGCGAACACACCUUCACCAACCCCCCCACACUGUUCUAUGCGACACUCGCUCACACAUUCACCGCUACGAGGCAGGCGGUAUUGCCUUCCACUGCGGCGCCUCAACCGAAAUCGUCGCUCCGUCCAAUGGACACCACUUACGUUGGCAAGAAGACAUUAAGCCUAAUCUUAACCUUAGUGACGACAUUCACUUUUCCCCCACCCGCAUCAUCUCGCUCGAGAACACGCUCAACGGUACCAUCUUCCCUCAAGAUGAGAUUGUCAAGAUCUCGUCCGAGGCGCGCAAGCUGGGUCUUAUCAUGCACCUUGAUGGAGCCCGUAUCUGGAACGUGGCUGCUGAAACCGGUCUUUCGCUCAAGGAGCUUUGCGAUCCUUUCGAUACCGUCUCGCUUUGCUUGAGCAAGGGUCUCGGCGCUCCUAUCGGCAGCAUACUUGUUGGACCUGCUCAAUUCAUCAAGAAAGUCCGUCACUUCCGUAAGCUCUACGGUGCCGGUGUCCGUCAAGUCGGUCCUCUCGUUGCUGCUGCUCGUGUCGGUGUGGUUGAGAACUACCCCAAGCUUCAGGGUACUCACCAGCUGGCUCGUUACGCCGGGCGAGAGCUUGAGAAACUCGGUGUGCGCCUGACCGCGCCUGUCGAGACAAGCAUGGUGUUCAUGGACACUUCUUCCAUCGACAUUUCCAUUUCAGAGCUUGUCUCUCGUGCUGCUUCUCUUCCUUCUCCCAUCAGACUCGGCGGUGGUCGAAUGGUGGUCCACUACCAGAUCGAAAAGCAAGCAGUUGACGAUGUCAUUGAACUCAUCAAGACCAUCAAGCAAGAGAAGAAGGACGGCACUGCGCCCUUUGCUUCGGCCGCAGCCAACGGCGCAACUGGUCUUUACUCCAGCAGCAUGGCUGGUGGGAACGCAUCCAGCAACUCCACCGCCGCUACCGGCAACGGCCACACCCGAUCCUCUAGCAUUGAAAAGCGCGGUCUGAUCUUCCAAACCAUCGGCACAUCCUCCCGCAAACCCUCAGACGACAUGCGUCACUCCGUAUCCCUGGUCCUCCCCUUGCCCGACCGCAAGUCCGCUUUGACCCUCCAACAAUCUAUCUCGGUCGACAAAGAGCUCAAGCCCAAAGAAGUUCGUAAGGAGUUCAUCAUUCUACCUGGCUCGCCAUCUGAAGAGGGUCAGCAGGGACGUGUUGAGAUGGCAGUCAAGAUCUUUGCCACCACAGUCAGACAGCUGAGAUUGAGCGUCAAUGCAUUCUUGGAGGAUGCUGCGUUGAUUUGUAGGACGAUGGGCGAGUUUGAUCCAUUGAAGGGAGCGAUCGAUGAGGUCAAGAGGAUCGAUUUGGAGAGGGAUCUUGAACAGGGAUCUGUUGGUAUUGCUGGUUGA
Molecule: messenger RNA, 2016 nt
Organism: Ustilago hordei
Lineage: Eukaryota; Fungi; Basidiomycota; Ustilaginomycetes; Ustilaginales; Ustilaginaceae
Exons: 1
Coding region: 1-2016 (671 amino acids)
Biological process (GO): L-threonine catabolic process; glycine biosynthetic process
Cellular component (GO): cytosol
Molecular function (GO): L-allo-threonine aldolase activity
Source: RefSeq, a predicted model, not a curated record